UGGUUUGGAGCAGGUUGUCUUUGGUUUAGAAGAGAUUCACAUCAGUGGUUCCAAUAGGAAAUGACGUGGGUGCCACACCUGACCUCUUCCAGCUACACAAGGGGGAAAGAGACUCACGUUCCAUACCAGCCCAGUGCUGAUUCCCACAAGAUCGCUAGAGAAAACAUGGCUACUGCAAUUAGGGAGGUUGGAGUUUGGAGACAGACGAGAACACUCUUACUGAAGAACUAUCUAAUUAAAUGUAGGACUAAAAAAAGUAGUGUUCAGGAAAUUCUUUUUCCAUUAUUUUUUUUAUUUUGGUUAAUAUUAAUUAGCAUGUUGCAUCCAAAUAAAAACUAUGAUGAAGUGCCUGACAUAGAACUUAGCCCUAUGGACAAAUCUAUCCUCUCUAACCUAAUUCUUGGAUAUACGCCCGUGACUAAUAUUACAAGAAACAUCAUGGAGAAAGUGUCUACUGAUCACCUUCUUGAUGUCAUAGUUACUGAAGAAUAUGCAAAUGAAAAUGAAUUGAUAGUAUCCAGUGUGUCUAAGUCCACCAAUUUUGUGGGUGUGAUUUUCAAAGACUUCAUGUCCUAUGAACUACGUUUUUUUCCUGACAAGAUCCCAGUUUCUUCUAUUUAUAUGGAUUCAAGAGCUGGCUGUUCGAAAUCGUGUGAUGCUUCUCAGUAUUGGUCAUCCGGCUUCACAGUUUUACAAGCAUCCAUAGAUGCGGCUAUUAUAGAGUUGAAGACCAAUAUUUCUGUUUGGAAGGAGCUGGAAUCAACUAAAGCUAUUGUUAUGGGAGAAGCUGCUGUUGUAGAAAUAGAUAUCUUUCCCCGAGGAGUAAUCUUAAUAUACCUAGUUAUAGCAUUUUCACCUUUUGGUUACUUUUUGGCAAUUCACAUUGUAGCAGAAAAGGAAAAAAAGUUAAAAGAAUUUUUAAAGAUAAUGGGACUUCAUGAUACUGCCUUUUGGCUUUCCUGGGUCCUUCUGUAUACGAGUUUGAUUUUUCUCAUGUCCCUGCUUAUGGCAGUCAUUGCAACAGCCUCUUCAUUAUUCCCUCAAAGUAGCUGCUUCGUGGUGUUUCUGCUUUUUUUCCUGUAUGGGUUAGCAUCUGUGCUUUUUGCUUUAAUGCUGACGCCUCUUUUUAAAAAAUCAAAACAUGUGGGAAUAGUGGAAUUUUUAGUCACUGUGGCUUUUGGAUUUGUUGGUCUUUUGAUAGUCCUCAUGGAAAGUUUUCCCAGAUCACUAGUAUGGCUUCUAUGUCCCUUUUGUCAGUGUACCUUUUUGAUUGGUAUUGCACAGGUCAUGCACUUAGAGGAUUUUAAUGAAGGUGCUUUGUUUUCUAAUUUGACGGAAGGCCCAUAUCCACUAAUUAUUACUCUGAUCAUGCUAGUGCUUAAUAGUAUAUUUUACGUCCUCUUGGCUGUGUAUCUUGAUCAAGUCAUUCCAGACUUGUCAUUUGACAUAUAUGAGGGUCAGAUCACUGCAUUACUAGGCCACAGUGGAACAGGAAAGAGUACACUGAUGAAUAUUCUUUGUGGACUCUGCCCACCUUCAGAUGGAUCUGCAUCUAUAUAUGGACACAGAGUCUCAGAAAUAGAUGAAAUGUUUGAAGCAAGAAAAAUGAUGGGCAUUUGUCCACAAUUAGAUAUACACUUUGAUGUUUUGACAGUAGAAGAAAAUUUAUCAAUUUUGGCUUCAAUCAAAGGAAUACCAGCUAACAAUAUAAUACAAGAAGUGCAGAGAGUUUUAUUGGAUUUAGACAUGCAGGCUUUCAAAGAUAACCAAGCUAAAAAGUUAAGUGGUGGUCAGAAAAGAAAACUGUCCUUAGGAAUUGCUAUUCUUGGGAAUCCUAAGGUCCUACUGCUGGAUGAACCAACAGCUGGAAUGGAUCCCUGUUCUCGGCAUAUUGUUUGGAAUCUUCUAAAAUACAGAAAAGCCAGUCGGGUAAUAGUGUUUAGUACUCACUUCAUGGAUGAAGCUGACAUUCUUGCUGAUAGGAAAGCUGUCAUAUCACAAGGAAUGUUGAAAUGUGUUGGCUCUUCAAUUUUUCUCAAGAGUAAAUGGGGAAUUGGUUACCGUCUGAGCAUGUACAUAGACAGAUACUGUGCCACAGAAUCUCUUUCUUCACUGGUGAAACAGCACAUACCCAGAGCUACUAUGCUACAGCAGGAUGACCAACAACUUGUGUAUAGCUUGCCUUUCAAGGACAUGGACAAAUUUUCAGGUUUAUUUGCUGCUCUAGACACUCAUUCUAGUUUGGGUAUUAUUUCUUAUGGUGUUUCCAUGACAACUUUGGAAGAUGUAUUUUUAAAGCUAGAAGUUGAAGCAGAAAUUGACCAAGCAGAUUACAGUGUGUUUACUCAGCAGCCCCCAGAGGAAGAGCUGGAUUUAAAAUCGUUUGAUGAAAUGGAGCAGAGCUUUCUUAUUCUCUCUGAAACAAAGGCUUCUCUGGUGAGCACCAUGAGUCUCUGGAAACAGCAGAUGUGUACAAUAGCGAAGUUUCAUUUUCUUACCUUGAAACGGGAAAGUAAAUCAAUGAGAUCAGUCUUGCUUCUGCUUUUAAUUUUUUUUGCAGUUCAGACUUUCAUGUUUCUGGUGCAUCACUCUUUUAAAAAUGCAGUGGUUCCUGUCAAACUUGUUCCAGAUUUAUAUUUCCUAAAGCCUGGUGAUCAACCACAUAAAUACAAAACAAGUCUACUUCUUCAAAACUCUACUGACUCAGAUAUCAGUGAUCUUAUCAGCUAUUUCACAAGUCAGAACAUAAUGGUGACGAUGUUUAAUGACAGUGACUAUGUAUCGGCUGCUCCCCAUAGUGCAGCUUUAAAUGUGGUUCAGUCAGAAAAGGACUAUACUUUUUCACUUGUUUUCAAUACGACUAUGGUUUAUUCUUUACCCGUGUUGAUGAAUAUCAUUAGUAACUACCGUCUUUAUAAUUUAAAUGUUACUGAAAACAUCCAAGUCUGGAGUACCCCAUUUUUUCAAGAAAUUACAGACAUAGUUUUUAAAGUUGAGCUGUAUUUUCAAGCAGCUUUGCUUGGAAUCAUUGUCACUGCAACGCCACCUUACUUUGCCAUGGAAAAUGCAGAGAAUCAUAAGGUCAAGGCUUAUACUCAGCUUAAACUUGCAGGUCUUUUUCCAUCUGCAUAUUGGAUUGGACAAGCUAUCAUUGAUAUCCCCUUGUUUUUUAUUAUUCUAGCUGUGAUGCUAGGAAGCUUAUUUGCAUUUCAUUAUGGAUUAUAUUUUUAUGCUGUAAAGUUCCUUUCUGUGAUUUUUUGCCUUAUUGCCUAUGUCCCGUCAGUUAUUCUCUUUACCUACAUUGCAUCUUUCACCUUUAAGAAAGUUUUAAACACCAAGGAAUUUUGGUCAUUUAUCUAUUCUGUGACAGCCUUAAUUUGUAUUGUAAUCACCGAACUAAUGUUCUUUAUGGGUCACAUGGCUUCAGCGGUUCUUCAUUAUACUUUCUGCAUAGUCAUUCCAAUCUAUCCACUUCUGGGUUGCCUGAUUUGUUUCAUAAAGAUUUCUUGGAAGAAUAGUCAAAACAAUGAGAAUGCUUAUAAUCCAUGGGAUAGGCUUUUGGUGGCUGUUAUAUCGCCUUAUUUGCAAUGUAUACUCUGGAUUUUCCUCUUACAAUACUAUGAGAAAAAAUAUGGCGGCAGAUCAAUAAGAAAGGAUCCCUUUUUCAGGACCCUUUCCAAAAAGCCCAAAAGUAAGAAGUUUCCAGAACCACCCACCAAUGACGAUGAAGAUGAAGACGUCAAAGCUGAAAGACUAAAGGUCAGAGAGCUGAUGAGUUGUCAGUGUUGUGAGGAGAAACCAGCUGUUAUGGUCAGCAAUUUGCAUAAGGAAUAUGAUGACAAGAAAGAUUUCCUUACAAGAAAAGUAAAGAAAGUGGCAACAAAAUACGUCUCUUUCUGUGUGAAAAAAGGCGAGAUCCUGGGACUAUUGGGCCCAAAUGGUGCAGGCAAAAGCACAAUUAUUAAUAUUCUAGUUGGUGAUAUUGAACCAAGUUCAGGCCAGGUCUUUCUUGGAAGCUAUUCUUCAGACACAACUGAAGAUGAUGACUCCGCUAGUUGUAUAGGCUACUGUCCACAGCUGAACCCAUUAUGGCCAGAUAGUACAUUACAGGAACAUUUUGAAAUUUAUGGAGCUGUGAAAGGAAUGAGUGCAAAUGACAUGAAAGAGGUCAUAAGCAGAAUUUCGAAUGUACUUGAUUUAAAAGAACAUCUUCAGAAGACUAUAAAAAAGCUCCCAGCAGGAAUUAAGCGAAAGCUGUGUUUUGCUCUAAGUAUGCUGGGAAAUCCUCAUAUUACUCUUCUAGAUGAACCAUCUACAGGUAUGGAUCCUAAAGCCAAACAGCACAUGUGGCGAGCAAUUCGAACUGCAUUUAAAAACAAAAAGCGAGCUGCUAUUCUGACCACUCAUUAUAUGGAAGAGGCAGAGGCUGUCUGUGACCGAGUGGCUAUUAUGGUGGCUGGGCAGUUAAGAUGUAUUGGGACAGUACAACAUCUAAAGAGCAAGUUUGGAAAAGGCUACUUUUUGGAAAUUAAAUUGAAGGAUUGGAUAGAAAACCUAGAAAUAGACCGACUUCAAAGAGAAAUUCUAUAUAUUUUUCCAAAUGCAAGUCGCCAGGAAAGCUUUUCCUCCAUUUUGGCUUUCAAAAUCCCCAAGGAAGAUGUUCAGUCCCUUUCACAGUCUUUUUCUAAGCUGGAAGAAGCUAAACAUACGUUUGCCAUUGAAGAAUACAGUUUUUCUCAAGCAACACUUGAACAGGUUUUUGUGGAACUCACUAAGGAACAAGAGGAAGAAGAUACUAGUUGUGGCACUUUCAACAGCACGCUUUGGUGGCAACGAACACAAGAAGACAGAGUGAUAUUUUGAAUUGUGCUACUCCAGUUUCCUUGUUGAAAGUAUUUAUUAUUCACUUGAUUUGAACACUGGUUUAAAAGAUGUAUUAUUUAAGUAGUGACUGAAGAACCACGAAAGCAUUUGGAAUGAAGAAAAUGCUUAUUUCACCAGCUUUACUAAGCUCAUUAAUUGAAAUGCUGUGGUUGUAUGUUUUGCUUUCUGCAAAUAAAAUUUUCAUAUAAUUAA
Messenger RNA from Echinops telfairi (small Madagascar hedgehog), 5076 nucleotides. RefSeq names its product ATP binding cassette subfamily A member 5 (gene ABCA5). Gene Ontology annotation, molecular function: ATP hydrolysis activity; ABC-type transporter activity; ATP binding. Gene Ontology annotation, biological process: lipid transport; transmembrane transport. Lineage: Eukaryota; Metazoa; Chordata; Mammalia; Afrosoricida; Tenrecidae. The record is from RefSeq and is a predicted model, not a curated record. Bases 61 to 4863 code for a protein of 1600 amino acids. Gene Ontology annotation, cellular component: membrane; intracellular membrane-bounded organelle. The transcript is spliced from 38 exons.